Molecule: messenger RNA, 752 nt
Organism: Zea mays
Lineage: Eukaryota; Viridiplantae; Streptophyta; Magnoliopsida; Poales; Poaceae
Product: serine/threonine-protein kinase STY8
Exons: 2
Coding region: 330-752 (140 amino acids)
Source: RefSeq, a predicted model, not a curated record
CGUAUAUAUUCGAUACAUGUGUGUGAAACUCUGGUUGAUCGACUAGCUAGCAGUGACCCGUGGCAUCAUGAGGGACAUCGAGUAGUUUGGCCGCUGUCGCUGUCUCCACCGCCGCCGCCAGAGAUCAUUCCCUUGGAUUCCCCCGUCUGCACAUUUGUUCGUCUCGUCGUCGCCAUCGGACACCCUCCCUCGAGAACUCCUCACUGUUCGGCAGCCGGUAAACCCUAGGCGCGCGCUAGCUAUCGGCCGGAAUUCCGACGCGAUAUACUUAUGUCCGAUCGAGCCGUAAGGGGCAUGCAAUUCAUAUCAGCACCGCGCGCGGGAGCGCAAUGGAGGACGAAGAUGACAAGAAGGAGGUCGCCGUGGUCGGGUCCUCCGCCGCCGACCCAGUAGCAGACUCCUCGGCCGCCGACGCCUCACACGAGUACACUGGCAUCGAGAAGGAGAUCUUCGACCGUCUCCUGGAGAGAAGGAUCGACGAAGCUGUCUACCGGCCGUCGGUCUUCCGCGAACAGCUCCACCGGCACUUCAAGCGGCUGCCGAGGAGCUACGCCAUCAAUUUGAACGCGGAGGACGUCCUUCUGCACAGCAAGAUCCUCGAGUGCGCCGCCGACCCUGACAAGCGCCCCGUCUUCCAUGCCCGCUUCUUGAAAGUGAGCAUCACUACUCAACUCGAUCUCAAUUCUGCUAUAUAUGUGCUCUAUCUAGCCAAAGCGCGUCAGCACAUAUCGAGAGAGUAUGUAUUCGUCUAG